Messenger RNA from Magallana angulata, 4193 nucleotides. RefSeq names its product tyrosine-protein phosphatase non-receptor type 12-like. Gene Ontology annotation, cellular component: nucleus; cytoplasm. Gene Ontology annotation, biological process: peptidyl-tyrosine dephosphorylation. Lineage: Eukaryota; Metazoa; Mollusca; Bivalvia; Ostreida; Ostreidae. The coding region runs from base 85 to 2655 and encodes 856 amino acids. Gene Ontology annotation, molecular function: non-membrane spanning protein tyrosine phosphatase activity. The transcript has 20 exons. The record is from RefSeq and is a predicted model, not a curated record.
UCGAGAUCACGUGACUCGUCCAAUUUAAACUUCCGUAAUGGUUAAGUCAACUUUUCCCAGCUGAAACAAACGAGCGAAAGAGUAAUGGACGAGCCAUCUCUACGACUUCGACAGGCCCUGGACAAGUUUAUCAAACAUGUCGACGACUUGAUUGAAGAGGAGGACCCCGCCGGAAAUGGUUUUCACCGAGAAUACAGGGAACUGAGAGAAAUUGCCGCUCAUCACAAAGAAAAUGACACUUUUCCUGCGAAUUGGGGCAAACAGCCAUACAACACUAAAAAGAAUCGCUACAGGGACAUCGUUCCGUUUGAUGACAGUCGAGUGGUCCUGAAUGAAGUGGAAGGAGAAGAAGGGUCAGACUACAUCAAUGCCAGCUACAUCCUGAAUGUACACAACAAUGAUGCAUACAUUGCCUCCCAGGGCCCCCUACCCACCACCCUGAACGAAUUCUGGAGGAUGACCUGGGAGCAGGAUGUGAGGGUCAUACUCAUGGCCUGUAAAGAGGUCGAAGUUGGCAAGAAAAAGUGUGCUCGCUAUUGGCCCUCGACUUCAAGUGAAGAUGAAGAAUACGGAAACAUACAUGUGCACUUACAAGAAGAAAACUGGUUUGCAGACGACUGUGUUGAGAGAACUUUUGAAGUGAAGCGUGACGGCGAAAACGAACGUCGGAUAGUGACCCAGUUCCAGUACACCGGCUGGCCGGACCACGGAAUCCCCGACGAUAUCGACGUCAUCCUCACAAUGAUAGCCAAGAUGAGGGAAAUCAAGGCUCGCGAAAAAAGCUUUGCCCCAGUUAUAGUCCAUUGCAGUGCUGGGUGUGGUAGGACAGGGACUAUAUGUGCUGUGGACUAUGCUUGGGAUGUGCUCAAAUGUGGAAAACUGGACUGUGACUUUGAUUUGUUUGAGAUUGUGAAAUCUAUGAGGGAGCAGCGACAGUCAAUGAUUCAGACUCCGGAUCAGUUUGAGAUGGCCCAUCGGUGUGUGAGGGAGUUAUUUCAGCAGCACGUGGAGGCAUUGGAAGGCAAUAUUUACGCCAACUUUGAGCCAGUACAGAGAGAUGAGGGGUAUUAUAAUGUGGAACUGGAUGGCCACACAGACCCUAAUAAAGAAGUAGAUCCAUAUGAAACAGUUGGUAUAAACAAUUCAGCUGGCAAAGGAAAAGAUGAUACCAAAAGACCAUCAGUCUCGGCAAUGGUCUCCAUUUUGGAAAGGGAUGCCUUACAAACAGUUGACAUGUACUCCACCCCUCAGGCUUUUGAGGAAGCUUUGGAGGAUCUGAAAAAAGUAGCAGAAGCCGCUCCAAAGAGGGGCUCAAAGAGGAAACCCGAAAUUAAACCCAAACCCGCCUUCGAACCGGAAUCCAGCCAUGGAGGAAAGCCAGCGGGUUAUGAAAAUAUCUGUGAUGACGGGAAGUAUGAAAACAUGAACAAAUCGGAUCAGCUGGUGUUUCACAACCAACAGUCUAGCCCUCAGCUCCCGAAGAGAGAAAAACCUGCUCUGCCUGCUAAGAAGCCUGAAGAUCCUCAUAAAUCGGCAGGAUCUGGUCCUGUCUUUGAAAAUUCUAGAAAACCUGGACCCUCAUUAUCCUCAGAGAAAUCUGGACCUGUCUUUCAGCAGUCCCUUCCUUCUAUGUCAGGACCACAGUUUGAAAUGUCUUCCAGUAGUAAUUUUAACAACUCUUUCCCUCAGCCUGCUAGUUCCAGGUCGGGGCCUCAGUUUGAAACUUCUGCAAAAGCUAAAUCAGGUAACCACUUCCAAGAAUCUACCCCAUCUAGAGAGGGGCUUCAGUUUUCACAGCCUUCAUCAGGACCAGUUUUCGAAAGUUCCGACGCCAGUAGACCUCAAGUGAACUACAGACAAACCAACAGAGACUCGGCUCCCAAAAACAAAACGGUGAUUACGGUGAGCAGCAAUCCGCGGAUUUCAUAUGUGAACAAUAACAUAGAUAAAGAUGGGGGUAAGCCAAAUGCCGACGUGAACUCUUCUCGUAGUUCCAAUGGACUACCUUCUCAGGCAAAGAAUGUCGAUUGUUAUGAGAUGGCUAGACCAGUGCCUGAGAAUCUACAGAGAACUUCUUCUCACGGACCUGCUGUGUAUUCGGAAGUGCAGAAAAAUAGCACGUUUUCCAGGAGUGUUGGGGGGACAAUGAGUGCACAGUUUGACAAUGCAUAUGAAGUUAUUCCAGGCGAAAGUUUUUCUAACAAGAGAAGCAGUGAUUCUAGAAUUGGUUCCUCGAUGAGGAGUGACAUAUACUCAGAGGUUGCAGAUAUGGAUGUCCCUCCCAUUCCUAACAGGGGUUACAAGGAGGAUAGCCCCCCUGUUCAUGCACCCUCCGCCCACACAAUUCAUGGAAUGACCACUUUAGAAAGGAAAUCCGAUUAUGAUGAAAUAGAGGCCGACUUUUUAUCACCGGCCAAGAAAAGCACGGGACUUUUUAAAGGUAACACAACUUUAGCAAAUUUGAAGCACAACAUCAAAGACAAACUUAAUAUUGGAAACAAUAACGAAGAAAUGCAUGCAAUACCAACAAACAUUGUGAAGAAUAGGAUCCGCACUUGGGGACAGACACAAGUCAUAUCCCAGGAUUCAAAACAAGACUCGGAAAAAAGCCUGGUGGCCCGAAGGAUAAGCCAAAUUUCUGGAGGAAAAUUUUGAAAUAAACCAUGUCUUUCAUAAUCAUAUAACAUAUCUUGAUUCAUUCUUUGAAACGGUAUAUUAAGUUUCUUAUCCUUCUGUUUCGUCCAUUUUUUACUCUAGUUUAGGUUUUUUUAUACUUAGUCUAUAGAAAAUAAAAGAAGGUUCUGGAAUCCUUAUUUGUGUGAAUUAUUAUUGUUGCAAGAUUUUAGAGGGCAAAUGAUUAAAUACAAAUAAAUAUGCAGAGUUUAUUUUGCGUGAUAUUCAAAACAUGUUAAGAAGACUGUAAGAUGAAGAAGCACGUGAUAUGCUACAUAUAGUUAAAAAGGGGUCGAUGUUCGUGGGUUUUUUAAGGCCUUAUUGAUCUCUUUUUAAAAAAGAGCUCUAUAUAAAAAUAAAGUAAAAUACCCAAAUUUGAAAUGUAAGAUUUAUGGCUUUCUCUCAUCUAAGUGAUAGUUCAUAGGUAAACAAAUCCUAACUGAAAGUUUUUUGUAGAACUGAUGGUUAAAAUGUUGACCAUCAGUUCUCCCUAAAUUUUAUCCUCUUAAGAAUAUUUUGUAAAGUAUUAAUGAAAAAUAUUUUUAAAUAUUGAACCGGUUUAUUGAGAAAGAAAAUGGAAAGCAGCCUAUGUUUUAAAAAUUAUCCAUUUCCUCAUAUGUUUAAGUAAACCAUCAACAAGUAAGUCGCAAUUUUUUUUUCUUCCUUUUUCAUGCAUAAUGUGAUAUAUUUUGAUAUUGAGCUAAUAAUGACCCAAGGUUUUAUGUUGAAUUUAUAUCUUUUUCCAAGUAAAUGAGUUUGGUUGUAAUAACGUAUGUUGUUUAAAUGCGUGUGUGAUUGUGAUGUUCUCAGUGCUACAGUAGUCAACAGACCAUGACGAUGUAUAAGUGUGUCAUUUUGAUUGGAAUAUAAAAUUAUCUCCUAUAUAUUUUGUUACUUAUACUAGUAAUUAUAUAUUUUAUAUAUAAUGUUAUUACCGUUGGUUUUGCUUUUGGCUUUCUGUAUAGACCUCAUUGAUAUAAUUUAUUUUAUUGUGUUUGAUUGGUGUAAUGAAGAAAUUAUGAUCUCGUUAUGAUAAUAAUUAUCCAUGACUAAAAAGUGAUUAAACAAACACAGGCAAAAAAAAAUAUUUUAUUUUUUUAAUAAAAUUACCUAGUAAAAUUACAAACACUACUAGAAUACUGCUUACUCAUAUUAAACUGAUGUCAUAUAUAUUUUUUGUUAAUGAACUCUUGGCGUUAUUAUUUUUUCAUUUCAUUUUUUACUUCGAAUCAUUUCAUCCUGUUUGCACAAAGUAAUUGAAUCUGACCUUCGAUUUCAACUUACAUCAAGUGAAAUUUUCUACAAGGAAAUAUGUAAAUUUAAGUAACUAAGUGUUGAUGUUUAUGUACAUUCCUUUUUAUAUAAAAAUUAUGCACAUAUGUGUGAUAACGUUAGAUUCAGUUGAAUUUAGUAAUAUUUGUAUAUAUCAAUUAUUUGUUAUUAUUUAUAUAUACAUUUAUUUUGUACACAACAGUAAUACAUUUGGAAAAAAUAAAAUGAGGUUACUGAUUUGAAUUCAU